AUGCGAACUCGUUCUCAAUCGGGUAUCGUUAAACCUAUUCAUCGUUUGAACCUUCACACUGACAUACUCUCACCUAUUCCAAAAAAUCACAUCCAUGCCCUUCAAGACCCGUAUUGGAAAAAUGCCAUGUAUGAUGAAUAUAGUGCGCUUAUUAAAAAUAAUAUGUGGUCUGUUGUUCCUCGACCACCGGGGGUUAAUAUUGUUCGUUCUAUGUGGCUAUUUAAACACAAAUUCAAUGCAGAUGGCACUCUUAGCAUGUACAAAGCCCGUCUCAUGGAAAACGGUAAAAGCCAAGAACCGGGUAUUGAUUGUAUUGAAACUUUUAGUCCGGUUGUUAAACCUGCUACCAAUCGUACUGUUCUCAGCAUUGCAGUUUCUAGACAGUGUCCUGUUCACUAG
Molecule: messenger RNA, 399 nt
Organism: Lactuca sativa (garden lettuce)
Lineage: Eukaryota; Viridiplantae; Streptophyta; Magnoliopsida; Asterales; Asteraceae
Source: RefSeq, a predicted model, not a curated record